Messenger RNA from Durusdinium trenchii, 978 nucleotides. The record is from the annotation of a GenBank genome assembly. Lineage: Eukaryota; Dinophyceae; Suessiales; Symbiodiniaceae.
AUGUCCUUAGGCCCUUGGCCGUCGCAGCCUUCUCGCUUGGCACGAGCAGUGCACUACAAGCACGGAUCGUGUGUCGGGAGAACGAAGGCGGCGGUUCCGCGAGCUCCUCUCGCUCCUCGCGGCGGUUCCGCGUCGCCCUUGGCGGCGGCCGAGGCCUUUGGUGCGAGGAGAAGCGAAAGGUGGCCAUUGGAAUUGACUUGGGCACCACCUUCUCGUGUGUGGGCAUUUGGAAGGAUGAUGGCGUUCAAAUCAUUGAGAAUGCCGAGGGCAAGCGGACCACGCCCUCCUUCGUGGCCUUCACCGAGGCGGAACGCCUCACCGGUGAUGCGGCGAAAAGCCAAGCGGCGCGGAAUCCGCAGAACACGCGCGGGUGCCUGGCUGAUCGGCCGCAAGUUCCAGGACGCCCCGGUGCAAGCGGACAUGAAACAUUGGCCUUUUAAGGUCGUCCGAGGAAAAGAUGACAAACCACUCAUCGAGGUGACGUAUCAGGGGAAGCGAAAACAGUUUCAUCCUGAAGAGAUCUCAGCCUUCGUUCUUCAAAAGAUGAAGGAGACGGCUGAGGCCCAUUUGGGGCACCCCAUCACCGACGCGGUGAUCACCGUGCCGGCAUACUUCAACGACUCGCAAAGGCAGGCAACGAAAGAUGCUGGUGCCAUUUGUGGUCUCAACGUGCUCAGGAUCAUCAACGAGCCCACGGCCGCUGCACUGGCCUACGGCUUGGAUUCGAAAGUCCGGGGAGCGCAGCAUGUGCUGGUGUACGACAUGGGCGGUGGAACCUUUGAUGUGUCGCUCCUGGAAAUCGAGGAUGGAGUCUUCGAAGUCAAAGCCACAGCAGGUGAUACGCACUUGGGUGGUGAGGACUUUAGCAACCGCAUCUUAGAGCAUUGCAUCAAGGCAGCUGAUGCGUCGAUUCGGUGCAGGAUGUCCGCUCGAACCACAGAGCGCUACGGCGGCUGCAGGCGGAGUGUGAUGCCGUGA